Molecule: messenger RNA, 4518 nt
Organism: Thermothielavioides terrestris NRRL 8126
Lineage: Eukaryota; Fungi; Ascomycota; Sordariomycetes; Sordariales; Chaetomiaceae
Exons: 5
Coding region: 154-4518 (1454 amino acids)
Biological process (GO): regulation of DNA-templated transcription; DNA-templated transcription
Molecular function (GO): DNA binding; DNA-binding transcription factor activity, RNA polymerase II-specific; NAD+ poly-ADP-ribosyltransferase activity
Source: RefSeq, a predicted model, not a curated record
CUCUCGACCCCAACUUCAUCUCCUGUCUUCCAAACUCUGCCUGUCUCGUCGCCGGUCGCUGUCACGAACCCCGCCACUCCGAGUGCGGCACCAAUUGCGGGCGGAAGGCCCAGAAGCCCACGAUUGUGAAGCCUCUCCACUGGGCAGGCGAAGAUGCCACCGAAGAAGGCCAAGGGUAAGAAGGCCGCUGCGGCGACGCCAGCCCUCGAUGGCUGCAAACUGGCGCUCAGCGGAACAUUUAUGGGGUUAUCGCAUGUCAUGAUCAAGGCCAAGGCAGAAAAGCUCGGGGCCGCCGUGCGCAGCACCGUGACCGACGACACGACCCACCUCGUCGUCACCGAAAGCGACUACAAGAAGCCGUCACCCAAGGUUGCACAAGCCCAGAAGCUGGGUAUUCACAUUGUCAGCUUGGAGUGGCUGCUCCGUAGCGAGCAGAACGGUGCCCGAGAACCAGAGAAAGACCAUGUGCCCGGGGCGUCGGCCAAGAAGGACGCGGGCCCGACGGAUGCUGGCAAGCCGACGUCAUCCCAGAAUGGUGACACGGCAUCCACGAGCAGCCGGACGCGGAAGCGAACCUCUCGCCAAGUUGCGGACAAUGCCUCCGACAACGAGGCCGAGCCAAAGGCCAAGAGGACGAGAGGGCGCAAGACAACCGCGGCCAAGGCGGACGACGUUGUCGGCGCCAACGAUGCCGGCGCCGACGAAGCCAGUGCCAAUGACGCCGAGCCAGAGGACGAGAAGAAGGCCAAGCCCAAGGCCGAGCGUACGGUGGGCGAUGGCCAAGUUGCCAAGCGCAAGGACCUCCAGAUCCCGCUUGACGAAGGAUGUGUCUUUGUGACAUCUAAGGUCUACAUUGAUGACUCGGGGGUGAUCUGGGACGCUUCGCUGAACCAGACUAAUGCGUCGCACAACAGCAACAAGUUCUAUCGCAUCCAGCUUCUGGUGGACCCGAGCGGGACCUACAGGACGUGGACGCGCUGGGGUCGAGUCGGUGAGCGGGGGCAGGUCGCCUGCGCGAGCGUUAGCAGCGUUGACGACGCCAAGCGGAUGUUCGAGAAGAAGUUCAAGGAGAAGUCCGGCCUGCUUUGGAGUCAGCGCGGUGAGCCCCCCAAGCCAGGCAAGUACGCCUUCGUGGAGAAGAACUACGACGAGGAAGAUUCGGACGAGGAAGGAGAGGCGGACGGAGCCGAAGCGGAGGAAAAGAAGGCAUCCAGCCGGGAGCCGGCCAAGUGCACGCUGGAGCCUGCCGUGCAACGGCUCAUGGAGCUCAUCUUCAACCAGCAGUACUUCGAUGCCACCAUGUCGUCCCUCAACUACGACGCGAACAAGCUGCCGCUCGGCAAGCUGAGCAAAGCGACCAUCAUGCGUGGUUUCCAGGCGCUGAAGGACCUCUCGGCCCUCAUUGACGACCCUUCCCUGGCUGCGAGCUACGGCAUGGCGCACGGGGCGGCCGUCGAGCAUCUCUCCAACACGUUCUACUCGCUCAUCCCCCAUGCGUUCGGCCGGAGACGGCCGCCGGUCAUCAACAACCAGCAGAUGGUUAAGCGGGAAAUAGAACUUCUCGAGAACCUGAGCGACAUGAAGGAUGCGGCGCUCAUCAUGAAGACGGACAAGUCUGCGGAGGACGACAUCCACCCGCUCGACAAGCAGUACCAGGGCCUCAAGAUGCAGGAGAUGACGCCGCUGGAUCCGACAAGCGAAGAGUUCAAGCAGCUAGAAGCGUACUUGCACGAGAGCCGCGGGGCGACGCACGGCCAUUCGUACAUGAUCGAGACCAUCUUCCGCAUCGAGCGCCAGGGCGAGCACGAGAGAUUCGACAACAGCGUGUUCGGCAAGAUGGCGCAGAACCGCCGCCUGCUGUGGCACGGCUCGCGCUGCACCAACUUUGGCGGCAUCCUCAGCGCCGGCUUGAAGAUCGCUCCGCCCGAAGCGCCCGUGUCGGGCUACAUGUUCGGCAAGGGCAUCUACCUCGCCGACAUGUCGUCCAAAUCGGCCAACUACUGCUGCUCGUACUUGUCCGGCGGCACGGCCCUGCUCCUGCUCUGCGAGGCGGAGCUGGGCGACCCCAUGCAGGAGCUGAUCGACGCCUCGUACAACGCUGGCGAGGAUGCCAAAAAGAAGGGCAUGGUCGCGACCUGGGGUCAGGGCCGCAUGGGCCCAAAAAAGUGGAAGGAUGCCAGCUGCGUGCACCCAUCUUUGGCUGGCGUGAAGAUGCCCGACACGUCCGUCCCGCCCGGAGAUACCAAUGUCCCAGGCGCCGGGCUGUGGUACAACGAGUACAUUUGCUACGACGUUGCGCAGAAACGGACGGCAAACACGUGCGUGACUUGUCGGGUGCGCAAGGUCCGCUGCGACGGGAAACGGGGCAUCUGCACGAACUGCCAGCGGCUCGGAUUCGCCUGCUCGUACGACGGGAAUGUCGGCGUCGAGGUCGUGCCGGGCGAGAGCCGCGGGGCCGCCAUCUCGGUGCCGCGCCGCCGUGUGCGCCAGGCCUGCGAGAACUGCCACGCCAGGAAGGCCCGGUGCAACGGCGCCGUGGUUUGCGACCGAUGCCGCGCCCAGGGCCUGGAGUGUGUCUACCGGCCGGGGAAGCGGUCGCUGCCGCUGACGGUGCCGCGCCCGGCGGCCCCGCUUGCGGAUCCCAUCGCUGCGCCCGCGCCCGCGGCUGCUGCUCCGUCUCCCGGCGGGGCCAUGCACGAUGACGUGCCCAUGGGCUACGGCACCUCCAGCAGCACGGCCAGCCCGGUCGCGACCGGCGCCGAACAGCUGGACCCCGACGACGCGCUUGCCCUGCGCGCCUUCGACAGCUUCUUCCGUCACAUCCACCACGUCGCCAUGUUCUCCUUCCUGCACCGCCCCUCGCUCAUGGAACGCUACCAUGCCGGGUUGCUGGACCGCGCGCUUGUCCUCGCCCUGGUCGGCAUCACGUCGCUGUUGACCGACCUCGGCCCCGGUAUGGUGGAGUACGGCGACCGCUGCAUCGACGAGGCCGUGUCCCUGUGCCUUUCGGCGCUCGAGAAGCCCACCGUCCCUCGGUUGCAGGCGCUGGUUCUGGCCAUCAAGCACCGGAUCCUGUCGAAGCGCUUCUCGGGCGCCUUCAUGCUGCACGCCAUCGCCAGCCGCUUCGCCACCGCGCUGCGGCUGAACCACGAGAACACAGAGCUCUGCUUCCUCGCGCGGGAGGCCCGCCGCCGCGUCAUGUGGUCCAUCUACAUGAUCGACGCGUCCAUCUCGGUUGGCCAGCCCGAGUUCGCCCUCUGGCCCGAUGCCGAGCACCAGAUCCACCUGCAGCUCCCCUGCAACGAGCGCAACUUUGACUUUGACCUACCCGAGCCGACGGAGCCGCUGCGGCCGCCGGGCCCGGACGCGGGCGGCGUCGUCCCGCCGUUGCCGGAUGUCCUUGGGCUCGUGGCGCUGCACAUACGCCUCCACUGGAUGCGCACGCGCAUCCUGCACUGCACCUCGAGGGCGGCCGCCUCGCCUUCGGCGGACAUGCUGGCCAUGCUGCCGAGCCAGCUGGCCGAGCUCGCUGCCGAACUGGACGUGUUCGAGGCGAGGCUGCCCGUGUCGUUCCGCGGGACCGAGGCCAACUUUCGCCUCCGCAGCUACUCGUCUAGGCUCGGAAUCUUCAUCAUGACGCACGUCUGGUGGAGGCAAUGCCAUCUCGAUCUUUACCGUCUGUUUCUCCCGGGCCUGAGGGAGGCACUCGCCCCGGAUGCCCUGCGGCGGCUGGAUCCCCGCUUUGUCGCGCACAAGCGCCGGAGCUGCUACGAACACGCCAGGGCCAUGGCCGACAUGUUCUCGCAACUGCUGAGCCUCAGCCACGGGAGCAGCAGCACUCCCGUCGCCGACCUGGACCUGCCGGCCUGCGCCUUCCAGUGUGUCAGAGUGUUGUACCACGGCUUGCAAACCGACGCGGCUGAAUCGGGUCUCACGCCGGAGAGUGUGCGGGAACUUGCCGCAGUCUGCCUCCGCGCUGCUCGGCAAUCGACCCGGGGCCCGGCAUCUGCCAGUGUGCAAGCAGACAUCGAAAGGCUCAUUGAAAACGGCCUGGUGCUGCCCGAGAUCCCUCCACCUAGUUUACCGGGCCGCCCUCGCGGUCUGGGAGGCGGAUUGGAGGCGCCGUACCUGGCACCGCAUGCGCCCAUCUCCGCCAGCACGGACAACAUGCCGCUUGGGGUGAUGGCUCCGGCUCCGUCUCCGGCGCCGUCUCCGGGGCCCCAGACGGCGCGCAGCGGAGGAGGGGUUCCGAUGACGCUGCCGGCAACGACGCUCUCCCCCAUGGCGGGGCUAGGCUUGUCCAUGGCGGAGACGGCCAUGCCUGCUGCUGCUGCGACUGCUGCCGCUACCGCCGGAGUGGCACCUUCCCAGGCCAGCGCAACGACCAGUGCGAGCAACGCGUUUGAGGAGGUGGCUGACGAAUUCAACUUUGGCCCUGAGCUGUUUGGGAUGGAGUCGUGGUCGGCAUUUUCGCACGGCUGGAUGACCGAGAUGGGAGGCAGUAGCAGUAUCUCAUGA